Molecule: messenger RNA, 348 nt
Organism: Alternaria atra
Lineage: Eukaryota; Fungi; Ascomycota; Dothideomycetes; Pleosporales; Pleosporaceae
Exons: 3
Coding region: 1-348 (115 amino acids)
Source: RefSeq, a predicted model, not a curated record
AUGACUCAACGUGCAUACGCAGCACCCGUGUGGGUUGUAUGCGACCAACUUGUCGGAAAGCUGGCGUGGCUGAAUGACACGAGUAUUGAAGAUGAGCAGCAAGCAGCAGCUCAGUUUAGUGCCAUCGACUCGCCCAUCCAGCGCACCAAGAAGGAACUGUACAAGGAUCAAAACAUGUCGACAGCCUUCGACUUGAGCGAUCAGCUACUGGAGGAUAAGGCGAUGGCGAGGAAUCUCAUGCUAGAUGUCUUGAUUGAAGAGUUGAGCUUCAACCUGACCGUCAGUAUGAUGCACAACCGCCUACUAACUGACAUGGCCAACACGACCGUUAAACUCACCACCGAGUAA